This is a messenger RNA of Candoia aspera, 1159 nucleotides long. RefSeq names its product zinc finger protein 678-like. The coding region runs from base 65 to 1159 and encodes 364 amino acids. Gene Ontology annotation, biological process: regulation of transcription by RNA polymerase II. The record is from RefSeq and is a predicted model, not a curated record. Lineage: Eukaryota; Metazoa; Chordata; Lepidosauria; Squamata; Candoiidae. The transcript has a single exon. Gene Ontology annotation, molecular function: RNA polymerase II cis-regulatory region sequence-specific DNA binding; DNA-binding transcription factor activity, RNA polymerase II-specific.
GGAUUUUGGGGACAGCAGUCAUCUUCCUUCCCAUAAAAGGUUCCACACUGGGGGAAAAACAUGUAUGUGUGUGGAGUGUGGAAAGAACUUCAGUGAAAAGAGAUCCUUUACUGGUCAUAAAAAGAGCCACCCAGAGGAGAAACCACAUAAAUGCUUGGAGUGUGGAAAGAGGUUCAACCUUUGCUGUCAACUUACUUCUCACAAAAGGGUCCAUACCAGGAAGAACACAUAUACGUGUACGGUGUGUGGAAUGAGGUUCAGAAUGAGGAGUUCCCUUACUUUCCAUGGAAGGAUUCAUUCGGGGGAGAAACCCUAUAAAUGUAUGGAGUGUGGAAAGAACUUCAGGUGGACCAGUGACCUGACUUCUCACAUAAGGAUCCAUACAGGGGAGAAACCAUAUAAAUGUACAGAGUGCGGAAAGAGCUUCAGCAGGAGCAGUUCUCUUACGUACCAUAAAAGGAUCCACACAGGAGAAAAGCCGUAUAAAUGCCUGGAGUGUGGGAAGAGUUUCAGUGACUGUAGUGCUCUGUGUUCUCAUAAAAGGAUCCAUUCCUUGGAAAAACCCUACAAAUGCACUGAGUGUGGAAAGAGCUUCAGCAAGAACAGCUUUCUUACUUCACAUAAAAGGAGUCACACAGGGGAGAAACCCUAUCAGUGCACAGACUGUGGGAAGAGCUUCAGCCAGAGUAGUCACCUGACUUCUCAUAAAAGGCUCCACACAGGAGAGAAACCCUAUAAAUGCGCCGAGUGUGGAAAGAGCUUCAGCCAGAACAGUCAUCUGACUUCCCAUAAAAGGCUCCACACUGGAGAAAAACCCUAUAAAUGCGCCGAGUGUGGAAAGAGCUUCAGCAACAGCAGUUCCCUGACUUCCCAUAAAAGGAGCCAUACAGGGGAGAAACCCUAUAAAUGCACCGAGUGUGGAAAGAUCUUCAGCCAGAGCAGUCACCUGACUUCCCAUAAAAGGCUCCACACAGGAGAAAAACCCUAUAAAUGCACCGAGUGUGGAAAGAGCUUCAGGUUGAGUAGUGAGCUGACAUCACAUAAAAGGAUCCACACAGGGGAAAAACCAUAUAAAUGCUGGGAAUGUGGAAAGAGUUUCAAACAGAGCAGUCAACUUACAUCUCAUAAAAGGAUCCACACUAGGAAAAAAGAUGUAUAA